Molecule: messenger RNA, 1980 nt
Organism: Exophiala aquamarina CBS 119918
Lineage: Eukaryota; Fungi; Ascomycota; Eurotiomycetes; Chaetothyriales; Herpotrichiellaceae
Exons: 2
Coding region: 1-1980 (659 amino acids)
Molecular function (GO): hydrolase activity; ATP binding; DNA binding
Source: RefSeq, a predicted model, not a curated record
AUGCUAACGCCCUCAAGGUGGCUGAUCCGAGCUGCACGAUCAGCACAAUUUGUCUUGCGCCCCCGUCGAUGGCAGCGAUGUCUUGCCAGCGUCGUCAAUACCGCUCCUUCCAUCGAACGUGAAGAGGCCAUCCAACUCCGCAAUUAUCAGGAAGAAUGCAUACAGUCAGUGCUAUCGUAUCUAGCGCAAGGUCGGAAACGCCUGGGCAUCUCCCUUGCAACUGGAAGUGGAAAGACUGUGAUUUUCACACAACUCAUUGACCGGGUCCACGCACCCGAUGAAAAUGCGAAACAAACGCUCAUUCUUGCGCACCGACGGGAACUAGUUGAGCAGGCAGCUAGACAUUGUGAAAAGGCAUACCCAGACAAAAGCAUAGACAUCGAGAUGGGAGAGACUAAAGCAUCUGGGGCAGCGGAUAUCACUAUUGCAUCCGUUCGCAGCAUGAUCUCAGGUGAUCGGUUAAGCAAGUACGAUCCCUCCAGUUUCAAACUAGUACUCGUCGACGAAGCCCACCAUAUCGUGGCACCAGGAUAUCAGCAAGUUUUGGAACAUUUUGGACUGCAAAAAGAAUGUGAACAUGGUCCUGCACUGGUUGGGGUCUCUGCCACUUUCUCUCGCUUUGAUGGGCUCAGAUUGGGUUCCGCCAUAGAUCACAUUGUCUACCAUAAAGACUACGUGGAUAUGAUUGGAGAAAAGUGGUUGUCAGAUGUCAUGUUCACAACCGUGGAAUCCAAAGUGGACCUUUCUAGAGUCAAAUCGGGCCAAGAUGGGGAUUUCCAAACAGGCCAACUUGGGGCGGCCGUCAAUACCGUCGUCUCAAAUGACAUUACUAUCAACGCAUGGCAGUCAGAAGCAAGCGACCGAAAAUCGACAUUGGUGUUCUGUGUUGAUAUUGCACACGUCACGAGCCUCACGGCAGCUUUCCGACAGCGUGGGAUCGAUGCACAGUAUGUUACGGGUGCUACCAAAAAGAUAGUCAGGGGCGAACGACUCGCAGCAUUCAAGAAUGGAGGGUUUCCCGUCCUGCUUAACUGCGGUGUAUUCACCGAAGGUACAGACAUACCCAAUAUCGACUGUGUUCUUCUUGCACGGCCCACAAAAUCUCGAAAUCUGCUGGUACAGAUGAUUGGUCGGGGCAUGCGUCUGCACCCUGGAAAGAAGAACUGUCAUGUCAUCGACAUGGUUGCUUCACUCGCGACUGGUAUCGUAACUGUCCCUACACUGUUUGGCCUUGAUCCUAAAGAGCUUGUCAAGAAAGCCAGUGUUGGUGACCUUGAAAAACUUAAAACCCAACGAGAAAGCGAAAACAUGGGAUUUGAUACGAGCAUACUCAACCCUGUGAAGUCAAGGAACUCCUCUGACUACCAUAGCCUCAAAUUUACCCACUACGACUCUGUCCACGACCUUAUCGAGGAUACCUCGGGCGAACGACACGUCCGUGCCAUGUCUCCUAACGCUUGGGUGCAGCUCGACGAACAUAAGUACAUUCUAACAGCCAGUGGAGGAGUUGUGACCUUGGAGCGGCAACUUGAAACAGACAAGCAAAGGAAAGAUUAUUUUGCCGUAAUCUGGAAGCAUAAGCUGCCCCAAGCGGGUCUUAGCAGAUCACCUUGGUCCCGACCACGAAUCGUGGCGACAGCAUCCAAUCUGACUGACGCCCUACGAGCGGCCGAUACUUUCGCAGCGAGCCAAUUUUCGCGAUUCCUCAUCGUUUCGAAUUCCCCCUGGCGGAAGAAACCCCCAUCCCAGUCGCAGUUAAAUUUUCUCAAUCGCUUACGCGAAGUCAACAUGGAAGAGCUAUUGACUGAAAACGACCUGACCAAAGGCCAGGCCGGCGAUAUGAUCACCAAGAUCAAGUUCGGAGUCCGGGGCCGGUUCGAUCGUCUGCAGGCCGAGCGGAGGAAGUUACAGAGGGAGGCAAAUAAAGUGCAGGAAAUGAAGGAUCGGGAGACCGUUAGGGUUGGACCUGUAGAACAAUGA